Messenger RNA from Dermacentor andersoni, 2197 nucleotides. Lineage: Eukaryota; Metazoa; Arthropoda; Arachnida; Ixodida; Ixodidae. The record is from RefSeq and is a predicted model, not a curated record.
CCGGGCCCUUACGCCGCCCAUGGCAGGAGGGACCUCGUCUGGCGAGCGGAAAGUGCGGAAAGAAUCCUCCUGAAACGAGGAACGAGAGAUGCGGCUUGGGGUUCCAAUGCCUUCAGACAAAGCCAAAGGAGACUUCCGAAGCAAUAGGGCUGGUGCAGUGUGGAAUGGGGCCAAUGGCUACCGGAAGAGCCAGGUCGGCUGGUUUCUUCGCAAACCAGACUGGAAGAAGAUCCAGCUGCAGCCGUUCGAGAAGAAGCUCUACGAGGAACACCCGGCCACGACGAGCCGGCCGAGGGCGGAAGUGGACGCCUACAGAAACGUCAACGGUAUAUCGGUGAAAGGGAACAACGUCCCGAAGCCCAUACUUGCCCUGGAAGAGUCCAACUUCCCGGAUUUCGUCGUCAAGAGCAUAGAGGCCCGACGCGACCGCACUUCGCCCACGCGCAUCGAGGCACACUGCUGGCCAAUCGCACUCAAGUGCCGGGACUUUCUGGGCAUCGAGAAAACGGGAUCGCACAAGACGCUCGCCUACGUUUUGCCUGCAGUCAUCCAUGUCAGCCGGCAACCGCCCUUGCAACAGGAAGACGGACCCAUAGCCGUCGUGCUGGCUCCGACACGAGAAUUGGCCAAGCAGAUUCACAGCACGGCCUUAGAAUUGGGUGAGCACGCCGGACUCGGCAGCGUGUGCGUCUCGAACGGCGAGCCCAAAGAAGGUCAGUACGAAGGGCUGAAGAAGGGCUGCCACAUCUGCGUGGCCACGCCUCGACGCCUCAUUGAGUUCCUCGAGGAAGGCAAGGUGAAUCUGCACCGCUGCACGUACCUCGUGGUGGAUGAUGCAGACCGCAUGCUGACAACAGGUUUCAAGCCCACAGUCCUCAAGAUUGCCGAGCUUUGCCGGCCGGAUCACCAGACGAUAAUGUGGGCCGCAUCCUCGCACAACGACCUCAGGCCCUUUGUCGAGGAGCUGCUCCACGAUUACAUCGAAAUCGAGUUCGGGACGGCGCCGCUAGCCGCUGAAAACAGCGUGGAGAUGACGGUCGAUGUGUGCCAGGAGGAAGAGAAGGAAGCGAAGCUAGCCGAGCUCUUUGACGACGUCCUCAAGGAAAAGUCAAAGAAAGCCAUUGUCUUCACCAACUCGAAGAAGAAGGCCGACGAGAUUGCGUGGAUGCUCCGAAUCCGGGGCUGGCCUGCCAUCGGCCUUCACGGCAAGAAGGGGAGAGAGGAGCGUGAAUGGAUCGCUUCCAUGUUCUACGCUGGUACGUCGAGCGUGCUCGUGACGACGGACAGGGUUGCACAGGACUUGGUCUUCGAGAACGUGUGCCUGGUCGUGAACUACGACUGCCCGGACUCCUCGGAGGCUUACGUGCGCAGGUCGAGCUGCGUGGCGCGCUCAGGUGAGCCAGGCGUGGUUCACACAUUCAUCAUUCCAACCCAGCAGCUGUACGCCAUGAACUUGAUAGCAGUAUUGGAGCACGCCAAACAGCCGGUUAGAGCAGAGCUCUACGACAUCGCGAAGAAAGUGUGUUCUAAACGAUGACGCGUUCGACGCCGGCGAUCGGCGAGGUGCUCCGGGAUGACGGCGGGCCAAGGAAGGAACUCGCUGUCAUGUGGAGUGCUCUGAAAUUUGCCUGCCUUUGCGUAACUGAUACAAGAGGCAGUAGUCUGUUUAACUCUAUACCAACUAAAAUUGAUGUAACCACAUAUAAACGUAAGUCUAUUGGUUUUGUUUGGAGAGGUUAUUACUCGGAAUUACCGAAAGAUAGCACAUAAAACUAAAUAACAAAAUUUAAUUAAACAACCAUGCCGCAGUGGGUUGCAUUCCUCCAACAAUAUAACUGAUCGGGGUAUUGGAGUAUACUUGUUACCCACUGGUAAAAAAAAAAAAAAAAAAACUGCGUAAUCGCAUGCCAGUGCUUCUGCGAAUACACAAGUUAAAUAUUCCUGCAAUUCUUGCAAAAACACCACAGUUUUCUUCAAAAAGUGUCAGCUCCUUCCUUUGAUUGUACUAAAUCCCAUCCUCUCUUAAUUUAUAUAGAUGUCAAUGUAGCGGCUGCAAACUCAUGAACAAUGAGACCUUCUUACUGCGAAUUCACUUUACUGUCGAAUACUCGUUCUUAGAUUUCUUUCGUAGUAAAAUCAAGCAACCCGCUCUGGGGCAUCGACCAUGAAUCGGGCGGUGAAAAGAUUAUUAGUACAA